Messenger RNA from Ricinus communis (castor bean), 1627 nucleotides. RefSeq names its product heavy metal-associated isoprenylated plant protein 36. The coding region runs from base 210 to 1061 and encodes 283 amino acids. The record is from RefSeq and is a predicted model, not a curated record. Gene Ontology annotation, molecular function: metal ion binding. The transcript has 3 exons. Lineage: Eukaryota; Viridiplantae; Streptophyta; Magnoliopsida; Malpighiales; Euphorbiaceae.
GAAAAGAAAGUCAGUAUGUCGGUUUUAUAGAUAGAGGUGCAGAGUUAUAUUUAAAAGAAAAUGGAUACCAAGUCUCACAUUAUUUAUUUCUUACCCUUUUUUAAAGUUCAAACCUCUUCAAGGUAGCCAUCACUUCGCUCUCUCGCCUACACACACUGGUCUUCCUUCAGGGUCUAACCAGUUUCCUACAUCUCUUCUCUUCUCUUUUAAUGGCUACGACAACAUCUGGGUUACAACCAUCCUUAAAAGCUCUAAAAUGCCAGACAUGGGUCUUGAGAGUAUCUAUCCACUGCCAAGGUUGCCAAAGAAAGGUCAAGAAAGUUCUGCUAGGAAUUGAUGGUGUUUAUACAGCCGCAGUUGAUUCCCAGCAGCAAAGAGUUACAGUUACUGGCAACAUUGGAGUAGAGACAUUGAUCAAGAAACUCAUUAAAACAGGCAAGCAUGCAGAGAUUUGGCAUGAAAAACUUGCUCCAAAGGAAAAGGAAUCAGGCAAAGCCAACACCAUGCAUAAGCAAAACGACCCAAAGACUGAUAAAAGUAAUGGAAAGAAGAAAUCUGUUAAGUUUAGUGACGAUACAGAAGAUGCAAAAAAUGUUGAAAAGUCACCGGAAAAUUCCACCAGCCGCCAGGAAAAACCGGUGGUGAAGAGCAAGGGCAGUGAAAAUGGGGGUGGUGGUGCCAAAAAUGGAGGUAAAAAGAAGAAAGAGAGAGGGCAAAAAGGUGAUAACAGCAAGGAUGAUUUAGGAGAAGGAACACCAUCUUCUGGUGGAGCCGCAGGUGCUGUAUAUCAAACUCAAGGGAUGGGCAUGGAUCAAGUUGUGGGUCCAAGUAAUCUUAGCCCUACACGUCAGCAUCCGGUUCCAUUCCCACAAGGGUUCAAUAUUUCUCCAGUGUAUGCAUCAAGUUACAGCAUGGCAAACCCUAGGGAAAAUCCUGCUCCUUUCUACUACAUCCUACCACCAUCAUCACCAUAUGCAAAUCCAACUACAUAUCAAGUGACCCCAUUAGACUCUUUCUACUAUUUCAGUGAUGAAAAUGUUGAUGGAUGUUCCAUCAUGUGAUCAAUCAUAUGUUCACAAAUGAAGAGAAAUGAGUAAUUUUGCACUUCUGCAGUCAUGAAAAACAACGGGAAGUGAUGAAAAUGUGGGAAGAAGUUUUGGUGUUCUUUUUAUUUUUCAGAUCAAACUGGCUUGGCUUUGUGCUUGUUUUUUAUGCUUUAGAUUUAGACUGAUCAAUGCUGCACUAAAAGCCUGUACUUUGCAAAGCUUCAAAUAUUAUAUCUAGUCAAGGAAUAGCUCAUACUAAUUGGCAAAGCAGCUUGGCUACAUAAUUGAUUUUGGAUCCCCAAUUCUAUGACAAUUUUGAAGCUUCAAAAUAGGCAACAAAGAUUUCUCCUGUAAUCAUCAACAAUAAAUAAGUAUGAUCUUACUUGGUAUCGAAUCCAGUCCUGCAUAUUCAUGAACUUCUGGGGGGAAAAAAAUGGAAAACAGUCCUCUCUGACAUAUUAAAGGAGCCUAAGGGACCCUGAGGUUUUCUUGUAUAAGCAGAGAAGUCUACUUGUAGUAAUACAGAUUUUAACACGCAUACAUAAAUCCAGUGACUGACAGUACAGUCGAAGCUGGAAUCA